Panicum hallii is the source of this 1806-nucleotide messenger RNA. Its product is annotated as probable 2,3-bisphosphoglycerate-independent phosphoglycerate mutase. Gene Ontology annotation, molecular function: metal ion binding. The transcript is spliced from 5 exons. NCBI's taxonomy places the organism in Eukaryota, Viridiplantae, Streptophyta, Magnoliopsida, Poales, Poaceae. Bases 81 to 1574 code for a protein of 497 amino acids. The record is from RefSeq and is a predicted model, not a curated record.
GCAGAGGCAUCUCGCGGGCAGCAGCAGAGAGGGCAGAGGAGAGGGGGAGGCGAGUGGCCUUUCCGGCGGCGGCGGUGGCGAUGGCGGGGGCGGAGGGGAGGGGGCCGAGGCGGAGCCGGGUGGCGUUCGUGCUGGUGGACGGGAUCGGGGACGUGACGAUCCCGUCGCUGGGCGGGCGCACGCCGCUGGAGGCGGCGCGCGCGCCGCGGCUGGACGCGUUGGCGGCGGCCGGGGUGGCGGGGCUCAUGGACCCCGUGGAGCCGGGGCUUGCGUGCGGCAGCGACACGGCGCACCUCUCCCUGCUCGGGUACGACCCGCGCGUGUACUACCGCGGGCGCGGCGCGUUCGAGUCCAUGGGCGCCGGGCUCGCCAUGGCGCCCGGCGACAUCGCCUUCAAGUCCAACUUUGCUACAUUGGAUGAGAACACAGGGGUUAUUGUCAGCAGGAGGGCAGAUCGGCAUUUUGAGGAGGAAGGCCCUAUCCUCUGUGCUGCAUUGGAUGGGAUGAAGCUUCCAUCAUUUCCUGAGUAUGAAGUCAGAGUCAGGUAUGCUACUGAGCACAGAUGUGGUGUGGUUGUCAAAGGGCCAAAGCUGAGUGGGAACAUUUCUGGAACUGAUCCCUUGAAGGACAACCGGUUGCAUCUGAAAGCUGAACCAUUGGAUGAUUCAGAAGAAGCUAAAAACACUGCAGCUGUUGUCAACGAGCUUUCUAAGGAGAUUACACGCAUACUGGUUUCUCACCCUAUCAAUGCGAAGCGUGCAGCUGAAGGGAAGAACAUUGCAAAUGUUGUGCUGUUGCGAGGCUGCGGCAUCCGGAUUGAGGUACCUGCCUUUGAAACCAAGCAUGGACUUGCACCAUGCAUGGUAGCUCCUACUAAGAUCAUAGCUGGCCUGGGGCUGUCACUGGGUAUUGAUAUCCUUGAAGCACCUGGAGCAACCGGAGAUUAUCGUACUCUCUUAACUUCUAAAGCUAAAGCUAUAGCAAAGGCACUCUCUGCCCCUAUGGAUACACCACCUCGUGUUUUUGUGCCUGGAGAGGAUGAAUAUAAAGCUGGAAGAGAAAAUGGAUAUGACUUUGGGUUCUUGCACAUAAAGGCCAUUGACGAUGCUGGCCAUGAUAAGGCUGUCAAGUUAAAGGUGCGGGGUCUAGAAGCUGUUGAUCGGGCUAUUGGUCAGCUUGCAAGGCUUCUUUGGGAAGCUGAAAAGGCGGGACACUACCAGUACUUCCUUUGUGUCACCGGAGACCAUUCUACUCCUGUUGAAUACGGUGACCAUAGCUUCGAACCCGUCCCAUUUGCAAUAUGCCGGCUGAGAGAUUAUGUGGGAGCCAUUGGGGAGGAUAAUGUGUUGGACACACCCCUUGAUGAUUUCCCGCUACCUUCAGUAAAAUCUGGAGAAGAUUUGCUAGACAAUAUGGAGUCAACCGAGCACAAGUCUGAUAAGCUUAAAGCUUUCAGUGGCGAUUCUGUUUAUAAAUUCAAUGAGAUCGCCACUGCGAGGGGCUGCCUUGGACGAUUCCCUGGAAGCGAGAUGAUGGGCAUCAUCAAGAAGUUUAUCAAGGCGAAGAAUGAUUAACACCGGUCCAAGUGCUAACCCUUUGCCAUGGCUCUGUAGUAAAAAAUAAUGACAAACAAAGAAACAUAAAACCAUCUGGAUCUGAGAUAAAUAAGAGCUGCCAUGGUUCCUUAUCUUGCAUGGAAAAACAUAUGCAGAUCUGAUAUACUCGUGUACAUUGUACCUAAUGUUGGGUCGCUUUCAGAGCACAUGAAUGGGAAUUUUGAUGGAGUGGUCUUGUGGACAAGCCUAA